Messenger RNA from Maudiozyma saulgeensis, 408 nucleotides. Lineage: Eukaryota; Fungi; Ascomycota; Saccharomycetes; Saccharomycetales; Saccharomycetaceae. The record is from the annotation of a GenBank genome assembly.
AUGAAAUCACCUUCAGCUUUGUACAAUUCACCAGAUAUCACAGAGAAAUCGUUCUCCGUGAAGGAAAGUGAAUCCAGAUAUAGAACCACCAAUGGUAAAACAACAGGACCUAGUACAUAUGUAUUAAAUGCUGGACAGGUAGAUAUUGACAAACCGUCUGAUCCUAAGAUAGAUCAUGUCACACAACAACCUACAGCAUUGAGUAAGCUUCGGAUGGAAUUGACUGGGAUACAAGAUGAUAUCAAUGAAUUCUUAACGGAACGUAUGGAAGUGGCCAAGAAUAAGAAACUUAAGACACAAAAUUCUUUAGAAGAAAAACGUAUUGAAAAUGAAAUCAAUGAACUCCUCGACGGUGGUGAUGGUGACAAUGAUGAUGAAGAGGAAAAGAAAGAAGCACACGCUAAAUGA